Varroa destructor (honeybee mite) is the source of this 6716-nucleotide messenger RNA. RefSeq names its product pH-sensitive chloride channel 1 (gene pHCl-1). Gene Ontology annotation, cellular component: membrane. NCBI's taxonomy places the organism in Eukaryota, Metazoa, Arthropoda, Arachnida, Mesostigmata, Varroidae. Gene Ontology annotation, biological process: monoatomic ion transmembrane transport. Gene Ontology annotation, molecular function: extracellular ligand-gated monoatomic ion channel activity; transmembrane signaling receptor activity. The record is from RefSeq and is a predicted model, not a curated record.
CACCAAACUGAAAAGGCCGUACAGAGCAAUAGCAGAAAAAAGAGGCGCGGAUAAAAAGUUAGAAAGCGGCAAAGAGCUUCUAAAUAUAUAAUAAUCAUAAUACUGCAUCAUCAGGCUACCGCUGACUCUUAGCUAAAACGCCCGCCGCGCCACAAACAAAACAAAAGCGAAAGAAAAGACUGCAAUAAAUAACAAUGAAGGCAAAUAAUAAUACACACAUACACAUACAUGCAUGCAUACACACUGACUGAGAAACCGCUUACCAAUUGCCGCAAGUGAAGCAGGCGUCAGGGAGGCCAAGCAAGAGAAGUAGAGCCUCCCUCUACGGUUGGGUUCUGUGGAAAGAAGCAGACGGAACAAAACAAAACGCUGGAAGAAAAAUAGGACAAACGCGUGAAACUGAGAGAAAAUGAGCGCAGACGAGGAAAACUGCAAGCUUCCGUAAAGGAUAGGACUGUUACCUUAGAUACGUCGGAGGUAGCCACAGUGCAACACUCGCGAAUCGUGGUCGAUAGUCAGUUUGAAUCGGAUACGUUAAUGAAAAGAACUAUCAGGUACUAAUUGACGUAGUUGUAUUAUUGCUUCUAACAGUGCUAACGUAAGCUGCAUCGAUGCGGUUUACAAAACAUUAAAUAGUCAACGUAGAUCAGAUAUGAUCGACGGCGACGAGGUAGACUCACGCUGCCACAGACACGCUCGACCAAAGUCAGCCGUUGUCAUAACAGAUUCGGAUCGUCGAAUAGUCCUUUUUGCCGGCUUUUCACCAUUGUUCAGGUUUUCAUCGUUUAGGAACCUCAGUCGGAAACUUUCUUUGUUCCAGGCGUCGCGACCGACUUGUCGCAAUUUUUAGUUAUCGCAUUUUUUUGCGGUCGUUACCGACCAACUAGUGACCUGGAGAUUGCGAAAGAUUCAAAUACAACAGCAACAAAGGAAUGCAGUGGUGACUAUGACGGUCGCUGCAAUUUCCAUCCCUUCCACGACGAUUGAUUAAACUACAACCGAUGCGGUACGAAGACUUCCACUAUGAAUAAUAAUAACAGCAACAACAUUAGCAAUAACGGCAACAAUAACAACGAUUGCACCAGUAACAACAAGAGCAACAUAAACAAACUCAACAGCAAGCUAGGUGAUAGCAACAAUGGCCAUUAUAAUAAAGUCAAACUCCCCCCGUCACCGGCAAACACUAUUAUGUCAGUAGUAAAAACAGACGACGAGAUGACGAUGAUGAUGGGUGCGACAGCAGUAGCAGCAGCAGCAGCAGCAGACGCGAGACCUGUCAAUAAACUUCCAGUUUUCCAAGAUAACCUUCACAAGGAUGAGACAUUACGACAACAACGGCACGAAUUUGAUAACGUACAAGUGAAUGAUGGACGCGAUCGAGCAAUGGCAAGCUUCAACGACCUAAGCUUUACUGAUACAACAACGAUAGCUACCAGCGACUACUUCUUUUACAAGCGCGAAAAUAGCUCUGCUAAAGCAACCGUCGGUAGUAAUACUCAUCAUCGUCAUCACGAGCACAUCAAGGGUGAUCAAACUAACGCCCAUGGUAAAGCUCUGAGGGGCGUGCCGAAGUCCGCAGUGCACCAAUUUGACGUCGCAGCUCAGAACGUGCUAUAUCACGAUGGACACGAGACAUCAACGAAUGCCCACACGUGGGCUAAUUAUUACCAUAAUAACAAUCAUAGUCGUUACGAUACAAAUGAAAAGAGCAGCAUCGGUGAAAGUCUGUGGUGCGACCUAAUGAUGACUUGCAGUUCGUAUCGACGAAAGCAUCAAGGCGAACCUGGCGGAGGACACCGCCGCGCUCAUAAUGGCUACUUUUCGAUCAGUUCCAUUACAACGAAUAGGUUAUUGUUGAGCCUUGCUGGUAUGAUGACGCUCGGUACGAUGUUGAAUCUAGUCGACGCACGGCCUCCGGACUCCGACGAUCCAAACACUACGAAAGUGGCUACCCAUCAGUUCAUGAACUAUACCGAUAAACAAAUCCUUGAUUAUCUGGUCAAUAACAGCAGAUACGAUCAUCGAAUUCGCCCGGAAGAAACAACCAAAGUAAACGUGAGUGUUCUGUUGCUGAGCAUGUCAUCUCCAGAUGAAUCUAGUUUGAAGUACGAGAUCGAGUUCCUGCUAAUUCAAAAGUGGAUGGAUCAAAGGUUGGCCUAUCACGAAACUGGAGCCAACCAUUCUCACCUAAAUGGACUUCUGCACGAAGGAAAAAUCUGGAAGCCGGACAUCUACUUUAUCAAGCAUGGCCUGGAGGACGAAACGAAGGACGACGAGGAGUGCACCGAGUACUGUGAUCAAGGGGAGUUCAAGACACCUCUUAAUCCUGUGCACAUGAGUCUGCGACUAUACCCGAACGGCACCGUAGUGUACACGAUGCGCAGGCACAUGACGUUGGUGUGCCAGGGAAAUUUGCAGAUUUUUCCUUUUGAUAAUCCGAAAUGUCCAUUCGCGGUCGAGUCGAUGUCCUACGAAGACACACAGCUCAAGAUCGACUGGUCGGAAGAGGAUGAAAAUAUCACGCGGGCGUCAUCUUUGCGCGCCCUUAACGCAUAUUUGGCUAAGAACGAGACAGGAUAUUGCGAUAAACGACACACAUGGAGGGGCAAUUACUCCUGUCUUCGGGUACUGCUCGUAUUUACCAGGGACAAAUCAUUUUAUAUUUCCACAGUGUUCGUCCCUGGUAUUGUGCUUGUCACCUCUUCGUUUAUAUCGUUCUGGCUUGAUAUCAACGCUGUACCAGCCAGGGUGAUGAUUGGUGUGACAACCAUGUUGAAUUUUUGCACCACGACAAACUCGUUUCGCUCGACACUGCCCGUCGUCUCGAACUUGACCGCUAUGAAUCUUUGGGACGGUGUAUGCAUGUUCUUCAUCUACGCAUCGAUGUUGGAGUUCGUAAUCGUUAAUUACUUAUAUCGGAACCUGGGACAGCAUCAACGCCACAGGCGUUACAGCUAUGCCUCGUCCGUUGCCUCGAAAAACCAUCCUCAGGCGACCCCACUCCUCGCUCAGCAGAACAACAAACACAAUGUCUAUGUUAAGGGUAACGAGUCCACGCAGAAGACGGAGACAACCACGUUCGUCGUGGAUCCGCCGGCGGGCGAGGAGUCGAACCGGAGCUUCGGUCGUUUCCGCACCGUGGCGACCCUGUUCGUCUGGCUAAGGCGUCCGCAGGCCAUCUCGACGCAGUUGCCGUCCAAGCCGCGCCUGGCCAAGGCGAUCGACUACUUCUCGAGGACGGUGUUCCCCGUGCUGUUCGGCAUGUUCACCUUUGGCUUUUUUCUCAAUUACGCUAUCAUCGGGCCACUAUCUGAAGAAAACUGGAAACUUAUUGAAUAUUAGAUAUGUUUAUAUACACUUGAAAACGAAAGUCAGAACAGACCACGGACUCCGGCAGAAUCAGAUUAAGUCGAUCAAUCCGUUUCAAGAGCAGGCAAGCAUCGGUCCGGCCAUUGAUCCCUAUGAACUGCGCAUAUGUUAUGCUGCAGCCAGUUGAUAGAACAAAAGUAGGUUACGUUGUAAAACAGGGCGGCCGCGACACCACUCAUACAAAGAAGCCCAGGGAAAAACAGAAGGCAACAAAUGAUUAGGCAAUGAAAUAACAAAUAAGUCUGUACUAGAUCAACUACAAAGCAGUCACGAAGGCAAAAAACAUGCCAAAAAUCAGAUACCACAUUAAAAAAACAUCGACUUAAGCCGACUCUGCAGUGCCCGUUGUUACCUGAUCAAUCUGACGUGAAGAAAAUAAAGAUUACCUAUAUAGUACACUCAUAUACAACAGUUGACAGAGAUUCUACCGGAGAAGACAUUUUAUUGUAGGAAAACAAAAAAAAAGGCACUCGAUAGACCCGUACUGGUGGAAGAGAAAAUAAUUAAGUACUGCCGUUGCGGUAGACGGUGCCGAGCGGCUUGCUACGGCCGACAGGAUUCCUACGGAUUCUGGUCACGGCACCAAGCGCGUAGCCAACCUAUUCUUUCGUGUGUCGUUGGUGAUCGAGUCGGAUCGAAUGAGCGUCGCAUCGUUUGCGUGACUUGUCGUCUACGACCCUAGCUAACGUCCGCUUGGCGUCCAUUCUGAGCUUAUCAAACAAUGAACAUAGAAGUAAUGAAAGAAAAUUCUUUAACACCAAAGUCCUUUCCUAUCCGUUGCAAUAUGUCCUAGCGAAAACCGAACUAACAAAACAAUCAACCUACAUCAAUAGCACCAGCAGCAGUAAUAAUGACGACAAAUAAAGCAACAAUAACAAACGGAAAUAGUAACAGGAUAAUUCCCUCCAGCCCUUGACAAUGUAGCACAUCUCCGAUUUUUCUUUUAGUAAUUAUAAUAGUAUUUAUCAUCGUAACUAAAAACAAAUGAAAUCAAUAUUUAAAUCUAAAAGGUUCAAUUAAAACCAACUCGACUCAUUCUUCAGCGUCAUUCUUCGGUGAAUUAUCUCGCGGGAUUCACAGGCACGUUACUAUAUAAGAGAUGCCAAGUCUCUUUUUUGCACGCGUUGCCUUCGGCGCCGCCGCACCAAUGACUAAUAACACUGAGGAUCAUCCACCCGAACACGUAUGCCUAAUAAGCGAAAACUGCUGCCUCAGCGUACACGCUAUGGCCCACCAAAACUACAUUGAAAAACAGAUUGUAAUCUUCGCAAGUCGUGAGACAAACAAAAAAGGACUAGGACAAAUCUGAGGCGAUAAUUCAUCGACAAACCAAACGAACUUGAACCCACUGCAAAUAGUGUCCUAUGAUUUGUAUUCUACCGAUACAAAGCUAUAAUUACAACAAACUGCGACAACAGCCAAGCUAUCAUGCUGCAACUAAGCAUAUAUAGACGCAGUUAAAGCAAAGUAAUGGCUAAAAAAAGCGAAAAAUUCAAUUGCUCUACGUGGAUGCGGAGUCCGUAACUCAGACAUUUGAUGGGUUCUCACGGAGACCCUCUCCUUUUGACAUAACCGGACCUUACACAGUAUGCCGUCGUUUAAUGGAUGAAAAAAGACAAGACGAGGAACAAACAUCUCUUCGACAACGAAGAUGUCAGAUCAAGAGUAGAUUCGAAGCUUCUGCUCGAGAACCCAGUAUCCAGUGAUGAUCGAUGUGCAGUUAUGUAAAUUUAACACAAACAAAUCAAUAACAAACACUAACUAACACAAGUAAAUAUACGUAAACAGGUGGAGAUGGAUGGUGGAAAAGUGAAUACAUACCGCUAACGUCUACAAAGGAACGAAGGCACAGACAUAUUAUAUAUAUAUAUAUAUAUAUAUAUAUAUAUAUAUAGAGGUGCAGGUAAUAAGUGAUUAUAAAGCCGAACCGCAUAUUGCCGGUGGCACAAGCCGACCAAUGGACAAUGUCGAUGAAACUAGUUAGGCGAUAACAAGCGAAUAUCACAACCUUUUUCGAAAGCGAAAUCAAUACCGCAGAACCAGACGCAUCGCUGACACGGGGGUGCAUCCAACAGUUGAACCACAAGUUCCAAUCGAAAUAUGGAAGAAUCUUGUGGGACCCACUGUUGUUAGCUCUAAACAAAGUCCGAUUACCUCCUAUCCUUCAACCAGCCACAGUAUCGUUUACUUAGAACUUAGCCUUCCUGUCAACAACUAAUAUAGCAACAUUGUUGUUCUCGCAAAGAGGUGCCGUUAUAACUAUAUACCUAAUGCGAUAUUGAACUUUCCAUGGUAAUAACUGCAAUACCGAUGAUAAUACUAAUCAUAAUAAUGAUGCGAACGAGGAUGAUAAUUAGACUAUAAUGACAAUUACAUUGACGGUGAUAAAAAUAAUGGUAACAUUGAAAAUAUUGGUAAUAAUGGAAAUACGUUUAAAGAGGAAAGCUGAAACGAAUGCCACAACACGACGGAUAACGGGACGCGCAAGCAAAACUAUAUUGAAUGCCGUUGGCCAAAUGGUAAGUGGUACGAAGUAUGACGAUUUAGAAAGCAGCGGACAAUACAGAUAGUCUGGCAUCACAGUAUCGUUUCAGGUUCCCGAUAUCUGGCUUUCAAAGUUGCGUAAGCAUCUUCCAAAGUCAGAGUGAAGCCGAGGGCAACUGACCGGUCGCGUAAACACGUACCGCAUGUACACGUUAUAUUGACGAUUGUACCAUUAAGGUCAAGAGGGCCAGAGGGCUAAUAAAAGAAACGCGUUUGGAGAAUAUCCGUCGAUUGAUUUGUCCAAUAGGAUUAGAACGGCUAUGUCAUUGUUUAUCGAUACAAAAUGAUGGAGAAGCGCCGGAAAUAUCGGCAGGAGCGCCAUCGCACCGUUCAUGUGCUGACAUAAGAACUGUAUUGCUUGGACGGAUUAUAUGGCUAACCAGAAAAAAUAUUGGAGAUGGAUAAAGAGAUGGAUACCGAUGACAUUGAUAACUAUUAUGGAAAAAUACGAAUGUUAUACUUUUGCACAUAAUUUUCCACGUGGCAACAACGCAUUAUCAUUGUAUAGCUUUCGUAAUGGAUAGACAAAUACCCUCGACACAUUAACACAACACGUACUUCGUAAAACUGAAGUUCCGCAGGCCAUGAUUUCCAUCAACCUGAUUAGUCGUCCUUCCUGAAUAGUUUUGCUGGGCCUCGUACAAAUACGACCAUAUAUACACACACACACACACACACAUGCGCGCACACACAGACCACGCGAAAGAUAACAAUAAUGCUAAGCAAUGAACAGAAAACAACUUAUAGCUUCCUAAUUUCACGAGAAUAUUAUCAAUAAUAAACAAAACCAGAAUGAAAAUAUC